Liolophura sinensis is the source of this 4218-nucleotide messenger RNA. Its product is annotated as cyclic nucleotide-gated cation channel alpha-3-like. The transcript is spliced from 5 exons. Bases 118 to 2109 code for a protein of 663 amino acids. Gene Ontology annotation, molecular function: intracellularly cGMP-activated cation channel activity; cGMP binding; protein-containing complex binding. Gene Ontology annotation, biological process: monoatomic cation transmembrane transport. Lineage: Eukaryota; Metazoa; Mollusca; Polyplacophora; Chitonida; Chitonidae. The record is from RefSeq and is a predicted model, not a curated record. Gene Ontology annotation, cellular component: intracellular cyclic nucleotide activated cation channel complex; plasma membrane.
GUCACGAAGUGUUUAGGGCAGGUAUUUUGGAUGUAAAUGACCUAUGGGUGUGAUGAUCGUCCUGGCGUACAGAUGAUACAAAGGCCAUGCUGACCAGACGACGGUGGCACCACAAAUAUGGCGUCGUCCAGCAGAUCCAAGGAAAAGCUCACAGACGCCCGUCCCUCAGAGGACGACCUGGAAAUAAUAGAAAACGGAGGCUUAAGUCCACAGCCAUCCAUCAAAACGGACGACGAUGCAAACUCCGAAAUCGUCCGCAUCGAGGAGAGGGCUGACGAGGAGGAAAAGUACCAUAACUCCACGUUUGGGCGAUUUGUUCGGACAUUACAGCUUAUCAAAGCAUGGGCUUCUGGAGGCAGACGGAGCCAGCUCCGGCGCCCGGAUUCCUUCCUGGAGCGCUUUGCCAUGGGCGGGAAGGAGAUGUCUGGAGAGAAUGGACGAGAAGGUCGCCGGAGAAAACUCUCCGACAUCAAGUACUGGCGAGCAUUCCUCGUGGACCCCUCAGAGAACUUCUACUACCGCUGGAUAGGCGUCGUCUCCGCAUCUGUGAUGUACAACCUGAUCCUAGUUGUUGCCAGGGCCGUCUUCUUGGAAUUACACAGCUCCUAUCUGGCAUUAUGGCUAUCAUUGGAUUACCUCAGCGACUUUUUAUAUCUUGUGGACAUGGGAAUACAGAUGAGAACAGGCUUCUUGGAACAAGGUCUUCUCGUUCGGGAUCCUCUGAAACUACGGCAGAACUACACGAAGUCUGUCCGGUUUAAGAUCGACAUCUGUAGCAUCCUGCCCACUGAUAUUUUUUACCUUAUUCUCGGGGUGAACACGCCUAUACUGCGGAUUAACAGGUUACUGCGGAUUAUGCGCGUGAAAGAGUUCUUUGACCGCACAGACACGCGAACAAAUUUUCCGAACAUGUUUCGGAUAAUGAGUCUGGUUUUGGUGAUAUUGGUUAUCAUUCACUGGAACGCUUGUUUGUAUUUCGCAAUAAGUGCAUCAAUAGGAUUUGGCACGGACAAAUGGGUGUACCCGAACGUCAGCGAUCCCUUAUUUAAACCUCUCACGCGGAAGUACUUGUACAGUUUCUACUGGUCCACUUUGACUCUAACCACCAUUGGAGAAACUCCUCAGCCCAUUAAGGAUGUGGAAUUCUUGUUUGUUGUUGUUGACUUCCUAAUAGGUGUGCUCAUUUUCGCCACGAUUGUCGGAAACGUGGGUAGCAUGAUCUCUAAUAUGAAUGCCGCACGUGCUGAGUUUCAACAAAAGAUGGACGGUGUAAAGCAAUACAUGGAGUUCCGAAAAGUAAGUAGAGACUUAGAACAAAGGGUAAUUAAGUGGUUUGACUACCUGUGGACUAACAAACAGUCUCUGAACGAAGAGGAAGUACUUUCAGCUUUGCCCGACAAGCUCAAAGCUGAAAUGGCCAUCCAUGUCCAUUUAGACACGUUAAAGCGUGUCAGUAUUUUCCAAGACUGUGAACCGGGGCUUCUGGUGGAAUUGGUGCUAAAGUUACGGCUUCAGGUGUUCAGUCCAGGAGACUACAUCUGCCGGAAAGGAGAUAUUGGUAAGGAAAUGUAUAUCGUGAAAAAAGGUCGUCUCAGCGUCGUUGGCGACGAUGGUCAUACGAUAUAUGCCACUCUGAUCGAAGGCAGUGUGUUCGGAGAAGUCAGUAUAUUGAAUAUCGCAGGGAAUAAGACCGGCAACCGAAGAACGGCCAACGUUCGCAGUAUUGGGUACUCCGAUCUUUUCUGUCUUUCCAAAGACGACCUGUGGGAUGCGCUCACGGAGUAUCCCGAAGCCAAAAAGAAGCUCAUUGAGCGAGGCCGCCAAAUUUUGAUGAAAGACAAUCUGCUGGACGAAGCGGCCAUGCGGAAGGAGGAACAAAGGCAAGAGAGCGUGGAGCAACGGGUGGAUCGUGUAGACGUUUCCUUAGACCACCUCCAAACACGCUUCGCUAGGCUUCUGGCAGACUUCAAUAGCACCCAACAGAAACUCAAACAGCGAAUAACAAAACUAGAGAAAAUGCUCAGCAAGGAAAACCAAGACGACGAUGCUAUAUCGAGAGCGUCUAAUGACGCAAUAUCCCGAUUGUCAGUUUCAGAGACCGCCAGUUAGGUUGGGAACCUUAUAUUGCAUUACAACAAAACCCCAAAAACAUGCACCAACGUUGGAAGGCCGGGUUAGUUUUCAUGAUGCACGUUCAUCCGUGUUGCACAAACUGUGAAGAAAAUGUAUUCUAUAAUGUUGGAGGAAGGAGAGGGCUUCAAACGAACAUAUACGUUUAAACUACGUUUUAGGGAGGGCAAUUCUCAAUAGCCCUUGAUGUAAGCAAUCUGUCUGUUUAUAGCAGAAGCCAGGCGAGCAGAGCUAGCAAACCGGGACCAUAAGCUACGCAUACAAAACCGUCCAGUGUGCCGAUCUGACUUUGUACAGCUUCCUCAAGGCCUUAUACACAGAUAGACUGUGUACAGGAACUGCAAUGUGACUUAUUACUUUUACUAUUCCGUUAGAUUUAAAGAUAUGUACAAAUUUGUCUGUGGUAUGAUGGAAUGUUAGGCCACUCACAAUGAAACUCAGUUAACGUGCAAGCAUUUUGAUCGCAAAUCAUGAUUAUUGCCAAACUGUCCAUUUACGUAAAUAAUUAACGGUCAGAUAUCCUUACGUCACCAGUAUCGGAAUUAGUGAGAUGCAUGACAUUUCCUUCCAGUUUUCAUAUUAGUCAGAGCGCAAUCCGGGCAUGGUAUACAUGAAUAUGAACAAAACACGCCAUGUAAAGUAAUGGGCACUUUUCCAAUUGACAAGCAUAUUGCAGUAGAAUAUCGUGUUGCCAGGACAACGGUUAUUGUGGCCUGUUACCAAUUCGACGGUUGCUAUGGUAUCGCUUAGUAUAGACACGACAGUUAAGGUUCACAGGAAACAAAACUAUAGUAAUGAUAAAUGUACUCAACAUUUAUAACCUGAAAACAUUAUAACGCUGUUAAUUUUAAGGGAUUACGGCUAUAACGUAUUGCGGUUCCUUCUAUAAUGUGAAGUUAGUAGAACAUAACUUGGCCAUGUAGGCAGAAUCUUUGUCUCUUCGUAAAAGAGGCAGUUCAUAUUAAUUAUCUAUGCAGACAAUUUCCAAACGUAUUAUACACAAACAUCACAGUAGAUUUUCCAGACUUAUAUGUUACUGUGUGUGACAUUAAACACAUCCCUUUCAUAAUACAGUAUGUAUUUCUAGCACGCCAUUGGUCAGGAUCUCGUUUGCUUUGCCCUCUUUAUCGCAUAACCGAUAGUGAAUUUGUUUCCUCGCAUUAAUUUUGCUAACAUUUCAUAUAUAUAUAAUUUUAAGACUUCACAGCAGGCUCUGUAGUCUAGAUUGCUUGUUUCAAAUCAACCCAACCGGUAAAUUCCACGCUUAAUAACGUUGCUGAACACAUAGAAAUAUCGCGUUAAUAGACGAGAAGGACCAGAAAGGUUGCAAUUAACUUAGCAUCGAACAAAACCAUGUCGACUACUGUUCCGUUAUUUGUCAUCAUGCUAUCGAGUUUUAUAUAACAGCUAUGUUGCUCCAUCUAUUCUAAAAUCUAACGGAUCGUGUAAUAGAUCAAAUGCUACAAGCAGGAAUAGCCAGUCCAUGAUACGUAAAAACCAUGAAGAAGUUAUAGCAGUGGCUUUAUAACCAUACCAACUAUUUUGUUGUCCUUUAUAUUUAAAGUCUUUUGAUUAAAGUUUAUUAAAAUUAUGUACAAUUUCUGAUCGGUUUAUUUUAAUGUGGCUAUUAAAGACAAAACUAAUUCCACUGAGCUGAAGGUUUGGUACUUUUUUUGUUCCAUGUAUCGUGAUAUGUUACCAUGUUGUAUUCCAUAAUAUUCUAAAAGCAAAUAUACCUUAUUGGGAUUUGAUUUCAUGCCAUUUUUUUUUAAAGAAAUCUAUCCGUUUUAGUGUUAUUAAAUUGCAAAGCCCGAGACUAACUACAUUUUAGUUUAAAAAGGUUUAUCUACAUCAGACUCUGAGUAUAUUGCUAACCACAACAGGUUUAAAUCAACACGUUCAAUAUAACGCGUACAAUCUUCAUAGAUACGAUGACACAAAUUGUCCAUUCCGUAUGCCAACCGUGCAGAUUGAGAAGUGCUACUUGCACUAUUAAAACCGAACAAUGCGUUUAAACAGCUUUUUCAGAACACUCCCACUCAGAGUAGCGAGCAUAGUUCUAAAGAAUUUCCCUCUGGUUGCACGACA